AUGUCUACAUUAAACGAAACUGUAAACCGAACAGAAACAUCUGAGACUAUCUUGUUCACAGUGCUGUGUCCCAACGAAACAUCCCGAAAUCCGACCAUCGACAACAGUCCCCCGGAAUGGAUGACUCUUUGCUUAACAAAUGGAUGUAUUAAAGUAGGACAACGGAUUUAUCGGGUUAACCACAACGUUCACUUAGUCGCUUUUGGUAAAGCUGCCUUGCAUAUGGUGCGUGGUGCGGAGGAUGCAUUGGAUGGUCAUAUCAUUGAAAGUAUUGCAAGUGUUCCACGGUGCACGCUCCAAAAAUUAAAGAACAUAAAUUUACGAACGGAAUUUCUGGAAGGUGCAACAAAUAACCUGCCGGAUGAGGAUGCGUGCAAUAAUGAUCAAUUGGUUGAAGAAAUGGCCGAAAGGUUGCAAACAUCAAACGAUAUCUUUCUUGUGGUGGUUCAGCGCUUCUCCAUCUCCAAUUUCUUCUAUUUCACCGAUGAUGAACGAAAAACUAUAAAUGCAAUGACUUCGCGAGAAGCUAAUAUUAAUCAGGAACUGAAUGCUUGGGAUACCAUAUCAGAUGCGGUGCGAGCUGCUCUUGAGAAACCUCAUGAGAUGAAAUCAAUCCAUGUGAGUACAUGUUUAUCACGAAUCCUGUCUUCAGUUUUAAACAAAAGUUGA
Molecule: messenger RNA, 669 nt
Organism: Acanthocheilonema viteae
Lineage: Eukaryota; Metazoa; Nematoda; Chromadorea; Rhabditida; Onchocercidae
Source: the annotation of a GenBank genome assembly